Rotaria socialis is the source of this 639-nucleotide messenger RNA. NCBI's taxonomy places the organism in Eukaryota, Metazoa, Rotifera, Eurotatoria, Philodinida, Philodinidae. The record is from the annotation of a GenBank genome assembly.
AUGUCUGAAAAGCUGAUUAAGUGGCAUAAUAAACUUAUUCAGCAGAUUGAAGAUCAUGUAGUCGAGCAAAGCAAACUUCUUGAUCAAUAUGUUGAAAAUGAAAAACAUCAUAUCGACGCCAGAUGUAAGCAAUUGCUUGUAGAUGUUGCUUUGCAAGAUAAGAAAAAUAACAAAGAACAAAUAAAACGAUUAGUUGCUGAAUGUAAAACUUUGCAAUUCGACUUGGCGAAGCUUCAUCGAUAUGAUCACUCAACUAAGUUUAUACGAUUUACGAUAAAAGAACCACCAGUAGAGGAACAACAAGAUAACGAAAAUGUACGUAAAUCGAGAAGAAGUCAAUCUCAACGAAGAAAAGUCACUGAUAAUAGAAUGAAUGAUAUUCAUAACUCGAGAAAUGAUACGCCUCAAAAUUCAUUGGCAGAACUAUCAUAUAUGAGUUUUAAACAUCCACGUUUAAAACCAUCGAGACAUGUAACUUUGCCUGAAAUUAAACAUGCAACAACUGAUAUUAAAAGUUCCAAUAGUGACACCGUACAUCGAGGUGAUGCAAUCGAUAGGUGCCCUUUAUGUUUUAUGAUAUUUCCACAAAGAAUGAAACAGCUAGAUCGCGAAGAGCACGUUAAUGCCCAUUACGUUUAA